This is a messenger RNA of Botrytis deweyae, 1470 nucleotides long. RefSeq lists its product as uncharacterized. NCBI's taxonomy places the organism in Eukaryota, Fungi, Ascomycota, Leotiomycetes, Helotiales, Sclerotiniaceae. The record is from RefSeq and is a predicted model, not a curated record. The transcript is spliced from 3 exons. The coding region runs from base 1 to 1470 and encodes 489 amino acids. Gene Ontology annotation, biological process: glycerophospholipid biosynthetic process. Gene Ontology annotation, cellular component: mitochondrion.
AUGGCGCCUUCAUCCACCCUCAAACCUUCUGCAGCUGCCAGACCCAGACCUGGAAUUCGCAGACUUUCAAGUAUGACUACCAACGCAGUAGAAGUUUCAACCGGCGGACCGGUCGUCGUUGUUCCAGAAAGAUUAAUGAGAGAACCUUUAUCUAGAGGAACUUCAUACCAAGGUGGAAACUUUGCAGCUUCAUUGGAAAAUGCCAGAAACGAACUCAGUGCUAUGAACCUUGAGGAAGAGGAAUCUUCGUCGAGUUCUCCAGACUCACCGGCAACUCCACUCACCCCUGCCGAUGUCCCCACCACUGAUUCAUUUGCUUACGCCUUUGAUAUCGAUGGUGUUCUCAUCCGUGGUGGUAAACCAAUUCCAGAAGCUAUUGAAGCUAUGAGAAUGUUGAAUGGAGAGAACGAAUAUGGUAUUAGAAUUCCAUACAUAUUCUUGACAAAUGGAGGUGGAAAGACUGAAGCAGAAAGAUGUAUUGAUCUUUCAAGACAACUGGACAUUGAAGUGUCACCUUCACAGUUCAUUUGCGGUCAUACUCCUAUGAGAGAAAUGGUUGAAAAAUACGAAACUGUUCUUGUAAUUGGAGGUGAGGGUGAAAAAUGCAGGCAAGUCGCCGAAGGUUACGGAUUCCGUGAUGUCAUCACUCCAGGCGAUAUCAUUAAAGACAACGAACAUACCACUCCAUUCCGCAAACUCACGACCGAAGAAUUGAAAAAUUCACGUGGUGGUCGUGAUUAUAGCAAAACUAAAAUCGAAGCCAUAUUUGUCUUCGCCGAUAGUCGUGAUUGGGCUAGCGAUGUUCAAAUUAUGCUCGAUCUUGCCAUGUCCAAAGGAGGAUACAUUGGUACCCUUUCCGAAACUUUCGAUGAGGGGCCACCAAUCUACUUCUCCCACAGCGAUAUCGUCUGGUCAGCUGCUCACGAAAAUGUUCGUCUCGGUAUGGGCGCUUUACGAAAAAUGACCGAAAUGCUUUUCAGAGACCUCACCAAGGGUAAAGAGCUAGAAACCAUCGCUUUCGGAAAGCCUCAAAUUGGAACCUUUGAAUUUGCUACCAGAUUGCUACAGCAAUGGCGCAAGGACGAACAUCGCUGCAACCGCCCUCCCGAGACUGUUUACUUCGUCGGCGACACUCCAGAGUCCGAUAUCAGAGGUACUAAUCAAUUCAACGAGAGGUCUAAGAAUGAUUGGUAUUCGAUCUUAGUACGAACUGGAGUGUACCAAGAGGGAACUGAGCCAGCAUACAAACCUAGAGUGACCGUGGAUACCGUACUGGAUGCGGUCAAACAUGGAAUCGAAAGGGAGUUCAAGAAGAAGAUGAAGGAGAACAACCCACGAGGAUUGCCGCUCAAUAGCUUGGGUGGAUUGAGCCUCGAUGGAAAACCAACGAUGGGAGGCAUACCACCCAAGAUUUUGGAGGUUUCCAGUCAGGGUGUUAGCGAGACAGCCACUCCUGAGGCUACCGAUUGA